AUGGAGCGCAAUCCCGUGACUGAGAAUUUCAGCAGAGAGGAUUACACGGUGGGCUGGAUUUGCGCCCUGGCUCCCGAAUUGGCGGCAGCAGCAGCAGCGAUGCUGGAUGAAACGUAUGCACCACCUGCGGUUUUCCAGCAGGACCCCAACGACUCCAACGUCUAUUCUUACGGACGCAUGGGACGGCACAAGGUCGUCAUCGUAUCACUCGGUGCUGGGAUGCCCGGUAAGGUACCUGCAAGUACGACGGCGACCAGCCGCUUGCGCAGCUUCCCGAAAAUCCGAUUCGGUUUGAUGGUGGGCAUCGGUGGUGGAAUCCCAGCCAAGAUCACUGAGGACUCCGCCGAUGAUAUCCGCCUCGGAGAUGUGGUGGAUUCAGUUCCCCAUGGCGAGUCUGGAGGAGUUGUCCAGUACGACCAUGGAAAGAUCGUCCAUGAAGGUCAAUUUGUUCAGACCGGAUCGCUGGGAAAGCCACCGACUAUCCUCUUGAAAGCGGCUCAGAGAGUCCAGGCACAACAUGAUAUGCAGGGAAGCAGCAUCCCAGAACUACUCGGAAAGAUCCUGCAGGAUCGACCCAAAAUGGCCGUCAAAUACCAACAUCCGGACGCAGAAGACUGUCUUUACCAGGCCCAGUAUGAGCAUCCCCCCGAUGCAAAGAAUUGCAGCCGAUGUGAUGCACGUCACUUGGUGCAGCGGCCGACGCGGGACAGCGACGAGCCCGUCAUUCACUAUGGACUGAUUGGCUCCGCGGACCGGGCCAUGCUCCAUGGCCCGACUCGCGACUAUCUCCGCACAGCCAAGAACAUCAUCUGUCUGGAGAUGGAAGCUGCCGGGCUGAUGGAUAACUUCUCCUGUCUGGUGAUCCGUGGGAUCAGUGACUAUGCCGACACCCACAAAUCGGACCAAUGGCAUGGUUACGCUUCCAUCGUGGCCGCCGGUUACGCCAAAGAGUUAUUGACUGUCGUGCCGGAGCUGACCCGGGAGCCCACGGCGGUGGAACUGAUGCCGGUAAGUGAUUGA
This is a messenger RNA of Aspergillus japonicus CBS 114.51, 1020 nucleotides long. RefSeq names its product 5'-methylthioadenosine/S-adenosylhomocysteine nucleosidase family protein. The record is from RefSeq and is a predicted model, not a curated record. Gene Ontology annotation, biological process: nucleoside metabolic process. The coding region runs from base 1 to 1020 and encodes 339 amino acids. The transcript is spliced from 2 exons. NCBI's taxonomy places the organism in Eukaryota, Fungi, Ascomycota, Eurotiomycetes, Eurotiales, Aspergillaceae. Gene Ontology annotation, molecular function: catalytic activity.